GUUACCGACUGAGCUACCGAGGAGGGCCUACAGUAGUCGUAAGUCCGCUUCUGCGCGUUCAGAAUACAAAUUCCCAUUGUCCAAUCAGGAUGUAGACCUCACGGGCCGAUAUGUAGCGCUCCUAGCGGAUCGUGCAGACGGGCUCCUCAUAGAGGUUGCCGAUUAUGACACGAUCGUUAUAACCUAUAGUAGGUCGUGAUGUGGUAUACGCUUAGAAGUGCGGAACAGACACGGAGACACAGGAGGAAAAAAACACUUCACACGCUGGUAGCCGCAUUACCAUCGAUGCCGCCUCGCGCGCUCUGCUAGACAGUAAUGGCCGGAGCGCAGGAAAUAAGCAAACAUUUCGAAACGGCGAUUUCUUCUCUGUUUUCGAGCAGUUGCGGUGAGCCAACAUGACUCGCCACGGCACCAUGACCCGCAGUAACAGAUUAGCGACAUGACCAAAGCUGCACAUGUCUUGGUCAUUGACUACCUACUGGUUUUGAGCUUGUUGCAUACCUCGAAGACGCAAGACGAAGAAGCCACAGCAGAGGCCGUAACGGGCACUUCAUACGACAAGACUAUCCCACCAAACGGCACCGCAAUCUACGUUCAACUCGAGAUCACUUUUAUCGGUGACGUGCGCGAUUACAGCCUGGACUUCCCCUUGCAUGCGUGGGUAACGUUGCUGUGGCAAGACUCGAGGCUCCACGUGAACGUCUUGAAGAACAUGGGCCUCGACAUAGUGCCACUGUUUGUGCUUAGAAAACUGUGGACACCGAGUAUAUCGUUCGACAGUGUGAAAGACGCGAAAGACUUCUCGCGUGACGUCUACCUGCGACCAGAUGGUUAUCUGAUGAUGGCCCGUCGGAGUGCCUUCCUGGUUCACUGCAGUCGCGGAAGUAGGAUGUUUGUAUUUGACGUGCGGACGUGCGAAUUUGUAAUAGCCACGUUUCACGCCGAUGAAGGGAAUGUCGGCCUGAUGUGGCUCGAUGAAUACAACGGAAGCCUUCCGAGCAUCGUCCACAACCCGACGAUUCAACCGCUCGUCUACGAAUUGGUCAGGGUCGACGCGAACAAGUGGGACAGCGAGAACGUGCCGGGAUCCCGCAGGGGGCUUUCUGCAACAUUUCAUUUCUCGAAGCGACCUCUAGCUGUCCUUCUUCAUACGUACAUUCCGUCAACGAUGGUUGUGUUCGCGUCCUGGGUAUCUUUCUGGAUCGAAGUUAGUAUGAUCACUUCCAGGUUUACGUUGGGCAUCGUGUGCCUCCUAGUGCUGAGCUUUCAGGGAACGCACAACAAGAUCGGCAAUCCCGGUGGAACAAACAUUCGUGCCGCGGACGUGUGGUUGUUCAUGAGCACGGUGCUGGUGUUCUUGUCGCUGGUCGAGUGCGCGGUAGCGAGCAACAUAUAUCGCGAACACGAGACGACGUCCGGCAAGGAAUCCGCGCAGGAUAUCCGCUACGGAUACAGACUUCAUCGAACGCCGUCGAAAGGGUGCAUAGUGUUGUGCGACGCAGGAACGCAGACCGAAGGGUCACACGUGACGUUCGGUUCGGAAGAAAUAGACGAACUUGCGCGAAUGGUGUUCCCCAUAGCGUUCUUCUUCUGUUGUUGUUUCUAUGCGCUGUGGUUCGCGACUACGGAAGAUUGAGUGUGAUGCUCUAUAAGAAGCACCUUCCUUCCUUCGCAGCUGGUGGGAGUCUUUUGUGAGACUUUCUUUUAUUGCGUGCAGCUGUUGCGAGGAAUUUUCUUGCGGACGUUUUGGCUGCACGCGCUAAUCGUGCGGGACUUCCGCAUGCGUCAAUGUGUUUGGUGUCCAGAUUGUAGGAAAUGUUAAAUACGAAAUGAGCGGAGCACUGUGAUCAUGUUCUUUUUGAAUGCGAGGUGGUGUGAUUGGGUGAUGUUGAUCGGUUACGUGACACGGGUAGAAGGUGGUGACGUCGUCGGCAAAGGAGGAUUUUUGGUUUUCCUGGAUAAAUUCGUCGGCCCUAGUAAUACCCAUCCAGGCUCCGCGCAAUAUUUCUUAACUCGGUUCCUCCCCUUCAUUAUCGUCGUCGGUAUUUUACUCGUGGCCAUCGCAGUCUGCGUUGGAUACUUUUGUUCCUGCUGUAAAGGUGAAAGGAACAGGAACGAGCGGUGUCAGUCCUGCAUUGGAGAAAACAUCCCCAUGCAUGCUGCUUAUGUGCAUACAGGCAUCCCCCUGAUUCCAUACCCAGCUGAAUACUGUGCUACUGUGCCCUUGCCGCGAGCAAUGCAUGGACCACCUGGAUACUGCACAUUCCCAGUGCCUGCGCAAUACCCACCAAGACCGUCAGCCCCUCCACCCGACCUUCCGUGACGUUUUCUGAUUACGUCAACAAGCGAACUUGUUGGUGUUGUAUUGGCAUCAAAGUAGAAGACCGGCCACAAGGCCUAGUGCCUGGACUCUUCUUGUAUCUGGACAGAAUGCAUCCGAAUGUGUGUAUGUUUCACGCGUCUGAAACCAAAAUAAGUGGUGCAGCAGCAGCAGCGCGAUUGCGCACUAUAGCACAAGGCAGGUGAUAAUUUCGUUCGAUUGAUACUUCAUAUUUUGCUUCACUUUUUAAGCCUGCAAGGAAUAUACGUCUUAUCCAGGGCGUUUUACAAUAUCAUUUUGGGGUAGUUUGUGCUGUGUCUUCUAUUCCGUAGACUUUGCGCACAGUCCUUCCUCUUCGUAACGCCUUUUUAUUUUGAGCUGAGUUUCAGCUGAGUAGUAUUUAUGCAAACGGACAACAUACGUAAAAUAAAGUGUAGUGUUAUACCAA
Molecule: messenger RNA, 2768 nt
Organism: Ornithodoros turicata
Lineage: Eukaryota; Metazoa; Arthropoda; Arachnida; Ixodida; Argasidae
Product: glycine receptor subunit alpha-2-like
Exons: 4
Coding region: 440-1636 (398 amino acids)
Biological process (GO): signal transduction; chloride transmembrane transport; chemical synaptic transmission
Cellular component (GO): plasma membrane; neuron projection; synapse
Molecular function (GO): excitatory extracellular ligand-gated monoatomic ion channel activity; transmembrane signaling receptor activity; chloride channel activity
Source: RefSeq, a predicted model, not a curated record